Lactuca virosa is the source of this 465-nucleotide messenger RNA. The record is from the annotation of a GenBank genome assembly. NCBI's taxonomy places the organism in Eukaryota, Viridiplantae, Streptophyta, Magnoliopsida, Asterales, Asteraceae.
AUGGCUAUUUCGACUGCAUCUGCAUCUUCCUUCUUUACUUCCCCUAAUUUCUCCCUCAAUUUAAACUCAUCGUCAAAAUCAAGUUCAAACUCCGUCAACUUCCGAAGAGCUCCGAUUUCAGCUGCUUACGCCACCGCUGAGAAAACGGAGACUAUUAGAUCGUUCUGUAAUAAAACUCCUUCCUCAUUGUAUGAAGUGCUCGGAGUUCCAAUCGGAGCUGAUACACAGGAGGUGAAAGCUGCGUAUCGGAGAUUAGCGAGAGUUUUGCAUCCUGAUGUCGGAAGGAUUGACUCGUCGGCUGAUGAAUUCAUGAAAGUGCAUUCAGCUUAUGCUACGCUAACAGAUCCGGCGAAACGAGCGGAUUACGAUCGAACUCUGGUGCAGAGGCGCGCAGGUGUUUCUUCUCCGGUGAGUUUUUCCGGCGGAUACAGGAGUCGAAGAUGGGAGACGGACCAGUGCUGGUAG